AUGCCUCCCACGUCGACCGCGCAGCAAAAGGUCCUGGUCGCGCAGUUCGUCUCCGUGACGGGAGCUACAGAACGACAGGCCGCCAGGUAUCUCAAGUCGACUGGGUUCAAGAUCAGCGAAGCCAUCGAAGCCUUCUUCAGUUCCAACAGCGAGCCCAAAGGGCCGUCGCCUGCAGAGUCCAAGCUCGGUACCCUCUUCGACUCAUUGCGAGACGAUGAAAACGACGAAAAGGACAGGCUGGAGCUUGAAUCGACCAUGGAAUACCUUGGGAAAAGGAUGAAAAUAAGUCUGGAGAAUGCCGAGCUCUUCGUUAUGCUGGAGCUGCUCCAAGCUCCCAGCGUUGGCGAAAUCACACGAAGAGGCUACAUAGAUGGCUGGAAGGCGAGCGGAGUCGGUGCGACACACCAGGAGCAUGCCGCCCACAUCCGAAAACUCGUCCCCUCCCUCUCCAAAGAUGUAGUCCUCUUCAAAAAGGUCUAUCGGUACGCCUUCGUCGUGGGCCGCGAGCGAGACCAGAAAGCCCUAAGCCUCGAUAAUGCCAUCAUUUACUGGGGCAUGCUCUUUGCCUCUCCCGGUAUGGCCUGGAAGACAAAGGGUCACGACUGGUUUGAGUUGUGGAGGACGUUCCUCACCGAGAAGUGGACCAGGUCCGUCAACAAAGACAUGUGGAAUAUGACCCUCGAAUUUGCCCUCAAGUCCAUGGCGGACGACUCCCUGUCGUUCUGGAGCGAGAAUGGUGCAUGGCCGAGCGUCAUCGACGACUUUGUACUGUGGUGCCGAGAGCAGGGCGUGGCCAGGUCUGACUCGAUGGACGUGGAUGCCGACGCCUGA
Messenger RNA from Hirsutella rhossiliensis, 831 nucleotides. Its product is annotated as cullin binding domain-containing protein. The transcript is spliced from 5 exons. The record is from RefSeq and is a predicted model, not a curated record. Gene Ontology annotation, biological process: positive regulation of ubiquitin-protein transferase activity; protein neddylation. Gene Ontology annotation, molecular function: ubiquitin conjugating enzyme binding; ubiquitin-like protein binding; cullin family protein binding. Lineage: Eukaryota; Fungi; Ascomycota; Sordariomycetes; Hypocreales; Ophiocordycipitaceae. Gene Ontology annotation, cellular component: ubiquitin ligase complex. The coding region runs from base 1 to 831 and encodes 276 amino acids.